This is a messenger RNA of Laetiporus sulphureus 93-53, 3396 nucleotides long. RefSeq lists its product as uncharacterized. The transcript is spliced from 4 exons. NCBI's taxonomy places the organism in Eukaryota, Fungi, Basidiomycota, Agaricomycetes, Polyporales, Laetiporaceae. Gene Ontology annotation, molecular function: ATP binding; protein kinase activity. Gene Ontology annotation, biological process: meiotic sister chromatid cohesion, centromeric; protein phosphorylation; mitotic spindle assembly checkpoint signaling. The record is from RefSeq and is a predicted model, not a curated record. The coding region runs from base 1 to 3396 and encodes 1131 amino acids.
AUGGACCCCUCUUCCUCGACUGACCUCUCACAGGAGAGAGAACACUACAGAGCUCGGAUUGUCACUGCACUGGAAGAAGAUCCAGAUCCUCUUUCAGCUUACGACAGCUUUGUCAAAUGGACCUUGGACAACUAUCCCAAAGAGCGCGUCGCACACUCCGGACUGCUCGAGCUACUCGAAGAAGCAACGAGACAAUUUAAGGAUGACCCUGCAUACAGGGGAGAUCUCAGAUACCUCAAGUUAUGGUCGUUAUAUGCUAGUCAUGUUGAAGACCCCGCUACAAUUUACGCCUUCCUAUUAACCAAUGACAUUGGCACUGUAUAUGCGCAGACAUACUGGGAAUAUGCUGCUGCUUUGGAAAAGGGAGGACGUCGUGCCGAAGCGGACGCUAUAUUCAAGCAAGGGAUCAAACGCCGCGCGCGACCAGUAGAUCCCCUCAAGAGACGCUACGAUGAAUUCAAAAACCGCUCAAGCUCUUCUCCGAAUAGCUUUAAUUCGACUGCAGCACUGUGGAGGAGCGCGUCUCCAAAGACGCAAGCCCUUCGCAGACAUCCGCUCAAGAACUAUCCUGGGAAAGCCUCAGCAUCACCGUCUCAUUCAGGAACAUCAGGCUCCUUCAAGUUCAGCGCGCUUUCGGAUCAGAGCCAUGACCGAUAUGCUCCAAUGCUCGCUCCUCCCGUUCCGGGCAGACGUCCAGAGAAGCUGCGAUUUGACCUGUCGCUGCUGUUCACUGAGGACGGCACCGAGUACAGUAUGCAAGAAGCGCGUGCGAAGUCAAUGGGGCUCCUCGGAAAGAAAUGGGCUCCGCCACCGCCGUCCGACUUCACUGUGCCGGUCAACUUCAAGGAGGACGGAGGAGCCCGCUCCACGGGCACCUAUGGCAAGAAGCGCUUCCGUGCAACAGAACCUACAGUCACUUUAGCUACGAAGGAGGCUCUUGCCGAUGUCUUCACCAUGUACAACUCGCCAGAGAAGACGGCGCGGCUCACGUCUGUGGCAGGGAGCAAGUAUGCACCCGUGCACAAGGUGGAGCCGGACACGCCCAUGGCGAUGCAGACUCAGGUUCGCGCCUCCCAAGGUGAAACCGCAAAGACACCGAGGAAUAACGAGAACGCGAACGUCUUCGCGAAGACCCCAAUCUUCACUCCCUUCCAUGAUGAGAACGCUGACCGGAAAGAGAACACGCCUGCAGUAUUCCCAAAACUCAAACCGCUUGUUGACAGUACGAAAAAGCCAGUAUUCACCCCACGACAAGCACUUUCUGCUAAAGACAGUGUGACACCAGCUACAACACGAAAGCCUGUAUUCGGCGAGAACUCACAAACUUUCAAGACCCCUGGUGCUCUCAAGCCUGUGCCGGAAGAACCAGAACCUAAACCCGUACUACCCCCGGUAUUCACCCCAGCACCGCGACACCAUGACGAUGUUGAUGCGCAAUCGAAGGCCGACGACAUCUCGACUGUUGAGAAUGUGAGCGCGUUCACGCCAUUCCGCGAUCCGGACGCCCCCAUGCGAGUAUUCAGCCGGCCACCUGCGCGCAGUGAGAAUGCAUCGGUGUCGGCGCCCCCGGGGCCGGUGUUUAGACCGUACGUGGAUAAUGACGAGGAGAAGCAAAUAUCUGCGCCCCCGAUGCGUCGGGUCCUUGGCGAGCGGACCCCGUUACGCGCAUUCGCGCCGCCUCCAGUAGAGGAGCCUGAUCUUGAGGAGGAAGAGGACGAACGCGCGAACGAGGACUCUUGUUUGGAUAACGAUGGGCGAUAUGCGGAGUACGCUGAAAGUGCCAUCGCUGACGAGACUGCUCCCGUUGCGUUCGACGAUGAGGACCAUACCAUGUACGGUGACGAAGACACCGGUGAUUAUCAUCAACCACCUCUAGGCGGCAGGUGGGGUCCAGUCGACGUCAUGACGCCCAUCACAGAGCGGACGUUCGAAUACACCCUCAGCACGCGCGGCACGCCCAGCGAGGCUUUGAAUGUAUACCGCGAUCCAGUCGAGGCCGCGGAACAACUUGCGGCUGAACUGCAGCGAGAUGACGAAGAGGGGGUGGAUGGCGACUUGGCCACUUCGACUAUCUUCAUGAACGGGAAACCUGGUCACUCGAGUCUGUCGCGAACGCUUGAAGCUACAUCUGCUUUCAGGCCUGCAAACCCGUGUAAUCCUUUCGAUCCCCCGAUCAUCACCACACUCCUGUCAUUGAUCCCACCGGAUCAUGAAUUCCAUAACCUCAAGUCGAUUAAUGCGGGCCACCUAGAUGCGUUGCAGAAGUUCGCCAAAAAGAAAUCGCGGCGAACGAGCGGAAAUACGUCGAGUCGUUUUACGGAUGACUUAGAAACAUUGCCUAUAUCACUGUCUGACCGUAAUUUUGCCGUCAUCGGCAAGCUGGGGGAGGGAGGUUUCGGUGCCGUCUUCGAGGCUAUCGACCUGGACAUGCAGGCACGCCGCGACGAGGAGGAUGAAGACGAGGAUGACGACGACGCGCAGGACAAGUGUAAAGUCGCUCUGAAAGUUGUGAAGCCACGCAAUCUGUGGGAAUACCACGUCCUCCGAAGAAUACAUCGUUCAUUGCCGACGCACCUGACGCGGUCGAUCGUCAUCCCGCAAGCCUUAUAUGCCUAUCGCGACGAAAGCUACCUCGUCCUCGAGCUCUGCAAACAGGGCACCCUUCUGGACAUCGUCAACCGCGCUGCGCAGGCCGGCAUCACACAACAGGGCGCGUGUCUGGAUGAACUGCUUGUGAUGUUCUUCUCCAUAGAGCUCAUGCGCCUCCUGGAGGGCUUGCACCGUGCGGGAUUCAUACACGGUGAUAUGAAGAUCGACAAUUGCCUCCUGCGUCUGGAGGACGUUCCCGGACCAUCAUCAGCGUGGUCGAGCGAGUAUGACCCGUCGGGAGAGGGAGGCUGGAGUUAUAAGGGUAUUAAACUAAUCGAUUUCGGACGUACAAUCGAUACAGGGUUGUUCCCUGCCAACCAGCGGUUCAUCGCCGAGUGGCCAACGGAUGCUCGCGAUUGUCUUGAAAUCCGGGAGGGUCGUCCAUGGACGUACCAGACGGAUUACUUCGGGCUUGCAGGGAUCAUCUACUGCAUGCUCUACGGAAAGUACAUCGAGGCAUCAUCAAUAGCUCCUUCGUCCUCUCCAGGCCCGAUCGGUGAACAGCGAUACAAGCUAGCGGCCCCUUUAAAGCGCUAUUGGCAGGGAGAAAUAUGGACAAGACUGUUUGACCUCCUAAUCAACCCCUGUCUCGUCCGUCCUGACAGCAAGCUGCCCGUUUGCGACGAGCUGGCAGAGUUGCGGGUAGAGAUGGAGGUUUGGUUGCAAGCCAAUUGCAACAGAGCGAGCAAUAGCUUGAAGGGGCUUCUCAAGAAGAUAGGGAUCUACAUACUGAAGGGCAGCCGAUAA